AUGGCCCACGACACCGAUGAUCCGUCGAGGAUCCAGCCUUCGCUGACGUCGAGCCUGGACGUGACUGCGACUGAUGAGUCGAUUUCGUCGACUGUCGCCUCUCCUCUGGAGACUUCGUCGUCGAAUGGUCAGGCUUCGCUGGUGUCGGGCCUGGUUAUGACUGAUUCGUCCUCGUCGACUGUCGUCUCUCCUCCGGAGACUUCGUCGUCCGCUGGCCUCACUCCCACUGAGACCUCGUCGUCCUCUCUGGUGUCUCCUCCUGGUACUUCGUCAUCUACCGUCCCUACUACCCCACGGAUCUCGUCGACUGAGGGCCCUGCCACAGCCACUCCAGUCAUGAUAGAUAUGGGCUCUUCUUCCUCUCAGCCAGAGAUCGAGGCAGAUGCAUUCCUCGAAUCUAUGAGUGCCGUCCUGAGUCCAAAGCUGAAGACACAGCCAACUCAGGGGCCGAGCUCGGUCCGCGAACACUCCAUGUCUGCACCUUUCGUCUCUCCUCCUGGCAGGAUGAAUGCCUCGUCCUCUAUGCCUACGGUCGCGGAGCCUAACACAGGUCCUCCUCGAUCGGGCUCAGCUAAGGCAACACGCAUGGCGAGUAUGCCCCCUGGAACUUUCAAGGCCCAGUUGGCCGUACGGGGAAAUGCACCUCCACCUAUGAUGCAUGGUCAAGGUUUCGGUCUGGGGCCAUCUAUUCCAGCAUCGGAGGUCUGGAAUGGAUUUGUGUCCUCUCAAACCGGUGCACCAUUUGCACCAGCUCCCUCGGGUAGUCCAUUCGGAAACCUACAGCCGGGAGGAGUGCCCGGGUUUAAACCAAAUCUUGCGGCCGUUCCCCAGCUUGUCGCGGGAAACACUGGUCAUCAGGAUGCUGAGCAGAAGUCUCUUGGGUCUCUUACACUGGACACACUUUCGGAUUCGGAUGUCCUGUUUUACUUUGGCACGCUGUGUGCCAUGGCACGGUUGUCUCCACAGUUUCUAUUCAAAUACGGAGGCAAAAACGGGAAACAGGUGGGCGUACGGCUUCUGAUGUACGGGCACACCAUUCUGGUCGCGGCCGAAGCAGAUACGGCCUAUAUGGCCAGAGUGGUUGCCUGUCGUCGGGCCUUAACGGAGACGCAGACAUACCACCCAGAGUGGCUAGUUCCUCCACUGCCAAUUCAUGGAGCCACUGGAGCGCACUGGAACUGGGUCAGCUUGCUUGAAGCAUUCUGUACCGAAAUUGGCUGGUCUGCACCGACUUACAACACGGGUAUCUUGGGCAACCUUUGGCACAGUGAGCUCUCUGUCAAUGAUUUCUUCUUCCGUACUUUUCAGGGGUGCGGGAGUAUGGAUGAGGCCCAGAACACUGUGUCGCAUCAUGCCUUGUAUCAGCUGCUGGCGACGGAUAACAUCGAUGUGGGUAAUAUCCUACCUCUGGACUCUCCCUUGCUGGUCUUGCCCGAGGUCAAGAAGCCUGUAAUGCCUCCCACCGAGGAGGCAAUAAGGAAAAAGACCAGCAUGCUGUUGAAUGCAAUCGAGUCUUUGAAACCGUAUCCUGACGAGGCUGGCCAACCUCAGGCUCUGCAGGAUACGGUUGAUGCGCUGGACCGCCUUCGGAAGGAUGAGACAAAGCCAACUGGCAAGGUUUCUGGCCUGUCUGGUGGCAAAAUUGCGAAGCAGCAGGCGAAGCCAGUCAAGCCUGUACAUAAGGAGGCCCAGAAGAAGCCGCCCACUGCCCCGGGAAAGGCAAAGCCAAAGAACCCCCCUGCCCCGCUGCCAGCGAAGCCGCGAGCCCCGAAGCGACGAGGCCGAGGUGGAGGUCCCCGUCAUGGCAAAGAACGCCUUACGCCUCCUCAGCAGUCCAAGGCCAAAGGUAAGGAGGCUGAAGUCGAGUCCUCAGGUUCUCAGUCUCCGUCAAAGAAUGCCAACAUGGUGCCGCUUACAAAGUCUCGACUGGCUCCCGUGGAAAUGGAGUACGAGCCAAUUGUGGAUCAGUUGGCAACGCUGAAAGCUGUCCAGGAAGGGCUGGGUGCACUGAGUCCCCAUGCCUCAUUCCUGCGAUUGAUGAAGACUAUGUGCCAUAUUCUGCAGAUUGAGGAGCCUGAGAUCCGGUAUAAUCCAGCCCCGUACGACGCCUCUGGUCCAAUUCAUACUAUGCAUGCCUUCUUCAACGAUCCCAACCCUUUUUUGACCCGCGCCAGCCCUGUUUUCCUGGCUAACGUGGGAGGGAUUGACGAGGAGGAUGCGUACUCCCUGGGGGUAAAGAAGAUCAUUCUUUUCCUCCUUAAAAUGUGCAAGGACGAGGUUGAUAUGGACGUCCUGGAGUCCCGCUGGGAGAAAGAAUUGGAAUGGCUGAGUCGUUUGGAGCGCGAGGUUAAGGACCGACUGAGCCAAAGCCAGAUGGAGAUGGAGAUGUGA
Molecule: messenger RNA, 2391 nt
Organism: Penicillium daleae
Lineage: Eukaryota; Fungi; Ascomycota; Eurotiomycetes; Eurotiales; Aspergillaceae
Exons: 6
Coding region: 1-2391 (796 amino acids)
Source: RefSeq, a predicted model, not a curated record